Molecule: messenger RNA, 770 nt
Organism: Erythranthe guttata (spotted monkey flower)
Lineage: Eukaryota; Viridiplantae; Streptophyta; Magnoliopsida; Lamiales; Phrymaceae
Source: RefSeq, a predicted model, not a curated record
GAGUUGUAUUGCGUGCCAAGGCAGUUCAUAUGGUUGUUUAGUAAUUUUGCGACAAUUAGGGUUUUUGGGGUGUGUAUUAGGGUUUUAGGGCUACUUUAACAUAUUGCGACAAAAAUGAAGAAAGCGAUGGUGGUUUCUUCGGCGGGACUUUGUAUAGGUUAUUGCCUGGGUUUGUUACUCAACGAAUCUCGGAAGGAAAAACAUGUUUUAAUAAGAAGCUUAAAAUCUGUUUCAAGAUGGAUUUGGUGCAACUCAAUCGACUACUACAAUGCACUAAUAAUAAACCCCGUUCCAUGUUCAACGGCCGAUCAAGACGCCGUUCCAUGUUCAACGGCCGAUCAAGACGACUCUUCUUCGCCAAAAAUGCCAGAUGGCGACAAUGAACUUACCGCCGAAAUAAGACACGUUUCGCCUCACUUUCUGACCAAAAUCGAAUCGUUCUCCUUGCUUUCCGAGUACGGGAUUGAAAAGUACGAAACAAGAGUAUUCGAAUCCGGAGAUUACAAAUGGAGACUCAUAAUCUAUCCCGAUGGGAACGAGAGCCAAGAUAAAGGCAAUCAUGUUUCCGUAUACCUAGCCAUGGCCGACACUAGCUCAUUACCCGUAGAUUGGGAGAUUGAUGCUAUCUUCUCCAUCUUUCUCUACAAUCAGAUCUCAGACAAAUAUCUAUGUUAUCGAGGUAUACACGAACAAAUUUAUUUCUUAUUUUCGGCUCUAUGCUUUCUAACGCUUUAUCUUUUAUGAACUUGGCCAGUAAGUUUCAAUGAAAC